This is a messenger RNA of Alosa alosa (allis shad), 2023 nucleotides long. It is a transcript of the gene kcnk3a, whose product is annotated as potassium channel, subfamily K, member 3a. The coding region runs from base 210 to 1514 and encodes 434 amino acids. Gene Ontology annotation, biological process: stabilization of membrane potential; potassium ion transmembrane transport. Lineage: Eukaryota; Metazoa; Chordata; Actinopteri; Clupeiformes; Clupeidae. Gene Ontology annotation, cellular component: membrane. The transcript is spliced from 2 exons. Gene Ontology annotation, molecular function: open rectifier potassium channel activity; potassium ion leak channel activity. The record is from RefSeq and is a predicted model, not a curated record.
GAGAGCGGCAUGCGAAAAUAGGGGGUGGUGCUGAACGAACAGCUCCGAGAAAACGCGCGCUUCGGCAAUAAAGUCACCAUCGGAUCUGGCCGUCCACCGGUGCACCCCCGGUCCUCUCUGACCAGACCAAGCGGAGCCAUGAACCAGCCCAGCUCGCCGUCCUCAAGAUCCACCGUCAAACUUUUGGAGCCCACCUACUCACCCUGACCAUGAAGAGGCAAAACGUGAGGACCCUCGCGCUGAUCAUUUGCACGUUUACCUACCUGCUGGUCGGAGCGGCUGUUUUCGAUGCCUUGGAGUCUAAAAAGGAGACUACCCAGAAGAGAAAGCUGGACGCGAGGAAACGGGAGCUGAUGGAGAAAUACAACUUGUCCAAAGUCAACUUCGAUGAGCUGGAAGGGGUGGUAUUGCAGCUGAAGCCGCACAAGGCAGGAGUCCAGUGGAAAUUCGCAGGUUCUUUUUACUUCGCCAUAACUGUGAUCACGACCAUAGGAUACGGUCAUGCUGCUCCCAGCACGGAUGGCGGCAAGGUGUUCUGCAUGUUCUACGCACUGCUGGGAAUUCCGCUGACCCUGGUCAUGUUCCAGAGUCUGGGCGAGCGCAUCAACACGCUGGUCCGCUACCUGCUGCACCGCCUCAAGAAGUGCCUGGGCCUGCGCCGGACCGAGGUCAGCAUGGCCAACAUGGUGUUCAUCGGCUUCGUCUCGUGCAUGAGCACGCUGUGCGUGGGCGCGGCGGCCUUCUCGCGCUACGAGGACUGGAGCUUCUUCCACGCCUACUACUACUGCUUCAUCACGCUGACCACCAUCGGCUUCGGCGACUACGUGGCGCUGCAGAAGGACCACGCCCUGCAGACCAACCCCAAGUACGUGGCGUUCAGCUUCAUCUACAUCCUGACCGGCCUGACGGUCAUCGGGGCGUUCCUCAACCUGGUGGUGCUCCGCUUCAUGACCAUGAACGCCGAGGAUGAGCGGCGGGACGCCGAGCAGCGGGCGCUGCUGUCCAGGGCCGGUGGCGGCGCCGGCGGGAUGGGCAGCGGAGGCGGCGCCGUCGGAGGCGGAGGAGGGAGGUACCACUUCGCCCCGGAUCCGCCCUCGUACUCGUCGGCCGCCUCCGAGCUGGGGGCGGCCUGCUCCGGACGUGACGGAGGAGGCUCGGGCAGCGGGGGUGGAGGAGGAGGAGGGGGUGGUGGCGGGGGGGGUGGCGCCAGUCGCGGUCUGCGGAACGUCUACGCCGAGGUGCUGCACUUCCAGUCCAUGUGCUCGUGCCUGUGGUACAAGAGCCGCGAGAAGCUACAGUACUCCAUCCCCAUGAUCAUCCCGCGUGACCUCUCCACCUCCGACACCUACAUGGAGCAGGGCGAGGCCUUCUCCAGCAGCCCGCUGCCGCUUCACCCCAACGGUUGCGCCUGCGGCGGCCUGCAGAGGCCCUCGGCCAUCAGCUCUGUUUCCACCGGCCUGCACACCCUGGUGCCCUCCUACCGCGGACCUUCCAAACGACGCUGCUCCAUCUAGGUCAAAUUGCGUCAUUGCAUCGGCCUUCGGCGGAGGCCUUGUUUGCCCGGAUGUAGAGUCUAGAGGAAGCUAGAGGGGCUUUGUUUUAUUUUCCUUUUCCAGAGUAUUUCUACAGAUAAACUUCCUGAACGGAAAGCGCAGAAAUGGUUCCUUCCUCCCCAACAAAACAUACUCUAUGCUACGUACUGUAUACUACACUGUGGAUAACAAGAGUUUUAGUGAGGGAAUCAUAUACUGUAGAUUAUAAGAAUGCUUGUAGUCGUUACAAUGACCUGACUUUAUGUGAAGUAUGUAUUUUUUUCUAACAGAAUCCUAACAAAGAACACUUUCGAACAUUAGUUCACACAAGUAAAAAGUGUACAUAUAGAUAUAUAUUUGUUAUAAGACAACUAUUUAAGCUACAUAGCUACAUGCAGUGGUAUAGAGAGGGAUACUUUCACUUUCUGUUGGUAGAUUCCAAUACACAUUCUUACAUAUCUCUAUAUCCAAGCUGCAGUUUUAAGCCAAAC